AUGCGAAAAUCAGCGAUCCUCGGUGUGGGUAAAUUCGACAGCGAUGGCGCCGAGGAGAUGGUGAUGGAUAUUUUUGAAAACACUUUCGUCAUCCCAGGAGGAAAAAGUAAUUUUGGGCCAUUUUUGAAGCAGCCGUAUACAACAUGGUGA
Messenger RNA from Sclerotinia sclerotiorum 1980 UF-70, 150 nucleotides. RefSeq lists its product with no specific name. Bases 1 to 150 code for a protein of 49 amino acids. Lineage: Eukaryota; Fungi; Ascomycota; Leotiomycetes; Helotiales; Sclerotiniaceae. The transcript has a single exon. The record is from RefSeq and is a predicted model, not a curated record.